ACUCACUCAACCGUCCUUGUUUCCUUUACAUCUCUCGUUACCUUCGCUCGCAGCGCUUCGAAUACCGAUCGACUGGACUGCUGCAUUAUCGGUCGCUAUAUAUACAUUACUUUUGACGGUUCAAAUGUUUGCAGCAUGCAACGUUGGAAGUAGUUCUGAAGCGACUGAAAUUACGGUUGUAGCAAAACAUCGAUAGUAGCUACUGUAGUAAUCCAUAAAAAACUAUGGCGGAUGUAGCAAAACCGCGACCAAGGUUGGAAAGGCGUGCAACGCUUGUUCGAACACCUUCUAUUUUAUACUUUCUGGCGGAUGCUAUGAAAGACUUUUAUUUGUCUGAUGCAAAGUUAGAAUUGGUAACACAGAAAAUGGAAAAUGAAAUGAUGAAAGGCUUGAAUAAAGCAACUAACAAGAAUAGUACUCUUCGAAUGUUGCCGACAUUCGUGCAGUCACUAGCUGAUGGUAGCGAGAGUGGUGCAUUUUUAGCACUAGACCUUGGCGGCACAAACUUUCGUGUUCUUCUGGUUAGAUUGAGUGCGGGAGAGCGACCUGAAAUGGACAGCCAGAUAUAUAAAAUGCCAUCAAGUAUAAUGACUGGGACCGGUGAAAAACUAUUCGAUCAUAUCGCAUUGUGCAUGGCAAAGUUCCUACAACGUCUAGAUAUGCACGAUAGAAAUUUGCCAGUCGGCUUCACGUUUUCUUUUCCAUGUGAGCAAGAUGGAUUAGAUAAGGCAAAGCUACUUAGUUGGACUAAAGGAUUUAGUUGUGAAGGUGUCGUGGGCAACGACGUUGUCACCCUCUUACGGGAAGCUAUCGAUAGACGGGGAGACAUAGACGUACAAAUUUGCGCAGUCGUGAAUGAUACAGUUGGCACCAUGAUGAGUUGUGCGUAUGAAGAAAAUGAUUGUUCCAUUGGACUUAUCAUUGGCACUGGGAGCAAUUGUUGCUACAUGGAAAAAAUGACAAAUAUAGGAACUAUUGAAGGCGAGGAAGGUGAUAUGUGCAUUAACAUGGAAUGGGGAGCAUUUGGAAACGAUGGUUCCUUAAAUGAUAUCAGAAAUAGCUACGAUAAACUUGUUGACGAGGCGUCAAUUAACCCUGGACAGCAGUUGUAUGAGAAAAUGAUUAGCGGCAUGUAUAUGGGAGAGAUAGUCCGUUUGGCUCUUUGUCAACUCACCGAAGACAGAGUUUUAUUCGACGGAAUCGGCUCAGAAGAACUUUACACCAGAGGUAAAUUCGAAAGUGUAAUCGUAUCACAGAUUGAACGCAACGCACCUAAUGGAUUUCAUGCUUUACAAAAUAUUCUGUAUAAUUUGGACCUUGGAGCCAUAAGAGAGGAUUGUGAGAUAGUAGAGUACAUUUGCGAGGCAGUUUCCACAAGAGCGGCGUAUCUCUGCGCUGCCGGAAUUGCCGCUGUAGCUCGUAAAAUUAAAUCUAAUUAUCCAGAGAAAAACGAAAUAAACAUAACCGUAGGAGUCGACGGAACUGUAUACAAAAAGCAUCCAACUUUUGCCAAAAAUCUCAAACGUAAAGUGGAUACCUUGACUGAAGGACGUGGUAUUGGUGUGAAAUUUGCACUUUCUUUCGACGGCAGUGGAAAAGGAGCUGCAUUGAUUGCCGCUGCUACGAUGAAAGAGGACUGAUUGUUAGCGAAAUUCUCGUUUUCUCUUUUAUCAGCAUGUUUGUACAAAAUUUGUCAACAAAAUCUUCUACCUCGGGUUUUGUUUCAUUGCUGCUGUUUACAUCGCUAAACUAUUAUCCAAACUUAUAGCGUCAAUAUUUGUGCAUGUCGUUCAUAUGUCUCUUAUUUGUUAUGUCAAAGGAUAGCAUCUGCUGUGUUUUAUAUAUACAGUAUAUACAUACAAAUUGAGAUUAAAAUGUUGCCAGAAAUGAGAGUACAUCACAUCAUUUGUGUUCUGAUGUACCCGCAUUUGCAAAUUUGUUAAUAUUUUAUAUAUACCAUCCAUUAUCUAUGUGCAUGCUUGUGAAGUUACGCAGAGAAAUAGUCAACAUUUUUGUAUUGUGAUAAAGCAGAAAAAGUAUUUUGACCAUUAUCGUAGGUGAUUUUGAAAUACAGAAUCAUUGGGACUGAUAGUAUGAUUAUCUGACUUUGUUUGUAACCGAUAAUUUGAAAAUUGUAUUGGCCAGAAAUCACCGCGAGUCACUAAUAAUGCUCUAUUUGUAUUUUUAUACAAAUUUCAAACAAAAAUAUCCUCUUGUGUAAGUAUGUAUUAUAUUGCCCAGCCCUAAAUAGAGCAUAUGUACAUAACAAUUGAUCAUGGCAUUUGGUAGUCAGAUUCAAAAAGUAUUGCAAAAUUUACAAUAUACCUCAAAAAGAAUCCACAGUGAUACUGUUGUUGAAAUUUUAAUUGCUAUCAUUUUUUCGUUUUACUGUUUUCAUCUUUACUGCAGUCAUUUUCACCAUUAAGCUAGUAAAAUAAAAGAUUUGUGUGACAGCAAUGUUGAAUUAGAA
Messenger RNA from Styela clava, 2470 nucleotides. Lineage: Eukaryota; Metazoa; Chordata; Ascidiacea; Stolidobranchia; Styelidae. The record is from RefSeq and is a predicted model, not a curated record.